Molecule: messenger RNA, 849 nt
Organism: Mycena indigotica
Lineage: Eukaryota; Fungi; Basidiomycota; Agaricomycetes; Agaricales; Mycenaceae
Exons: 3
Coding region: 1-849 (282 amino acids)
Source: RefSeq, a predicted model, not a curated record
AUGAACUCGACUAUGCGCAUCCAACUACAAGGCAUCCAUGCGAGCCAGAAGUCCAAGGGCCUUUACAAGCUCAAGGGACACAAAUCUCCCCUCCAGGUCCAUCUUGGCGCGCCCCUCCAAGUACUGCUGGAUAACGACGACUCUGACGCUGAUACUCCCUCUCCUUUGACACUCUGCUUUGAUAUUCCACACUCGACUGCUUCGUCACCACUGCGUGCAACGACGGAAUGGAGCGAUUCAGACUCGGAUUCGGACAGCGAAAGCACUCCUGCAGAAGACGAAUCACAAACCAUUUCCGUACCGGCGGAAAGUCCUUUUUACACGCCCCACGCGCCGCCCUCUUUCCAGACCAGCUUCAACAUCCCCCCACCCCUUCCAGAGAGCCAAUUCAUUUCAAUCCCGGCCGAAAGCCCAUUUUAUACGCCUUGCGCGCCGCCCACUUUCAAAGAAACGUUCGAUGACCUCCCCCCGGUCCACUCGGUACCAUUUUCCAAACCAAUUGCAGCCUUAUUUCAAUCGCAACUCGACCAAUUCCUCCCCAUCGACGUACGGAAGGCACUGUUUCUUGUGGAUGAGCAGUUUUUAGGGGACAUGGAGGACGAUGUUGUCUCGGCACCGUUGGACGCCUUCGCCAAUGUCUGCUUGAGGCACCUCCCCCAACCCAUUGACCUUGAAGAAACAACCCGGGUCGAUGACUCCCUUCCGCAUUAUCACCUGGUGGGCGGGAGUGAAGUUGUCGGUGGAUUGGCUCCCGAGCUCCGCUGUCUUUUCUCGAAACCCUCUGCCGUAUCUGGACGACCAUUAUUAGCUGACGCGAAGACCAUGUCUUGUGUCACCUCCUUUCUUUGA